Molecule: messenger RNA, 6179 nt
Organism: Morus notabilis
Lineage: Eukaryota; Viridiplantae; Streptophyta; Magnoliopsida; Rosales; Moraceae
Product: THO complex subunit 2
Biological process (GO): mRNA processing; mRNA export from nucleus
Cellular component (GO): THO complex part of transcription export complex
Molecular function (GO): mRNA binding
Source: RefSeq, a predicted model, not a curated record
GUUUCCUUCCCAAACCCCUUAACCAGUGCAGAGAAGAGAAGAGCUUCCUUCAAAAUCUUCUUCUCCCGACUGAAACCCUAGUUUCCCAGAAAUCCCUCUCCCUCAAUCCAUGAAAAUUCCUCCAAUUCCUAACUGAGAUAUCUCUAUAAUCCAUCUCAACCCUAAUCUUCAAUUCUAACCUCUGUAACAACUCUACUCUCUCUUUCUCUCUCUACAAUGUCUCUCCUUCCCGUAGAGUGUGCGUUCGUUACAGAGGAGCCCCUCCGCGAAUGGAGGAACGGAAACUCUAGCUUCAGGCUCGCCGGCCCCGUUCCCAUGCUCCGCUUUCUCUACGAGCUCUGCUCCGUCAUGGUUCGAGGAGAGUUGCCAUUUCCGAAGUCUAAAGUGGCGUUGAAUUCGGUUGUGUUCUCCGAAAGAGUUUCCGGCGGGGAGUUGGGUUCCGGUUUUGCAGAUAUCGUUACUCAAAUGGCGCAAGAUCUUACAAUGCCUGGAGAGUAUCGUGCUCGUCUUUUAAAGUUGGCAAAAUGGCUGGUGGAGUCUGGCUUGGUUCCGUUGAGGCUUCUGCAGGAGCGCUGUGAGGAAGAGUUUCUGGCGGAGGCUGAAAUGAUAAAGAUAAAGGCUCAAGAGUUAAAAAGUAAAGAGGUUAGAGUAAACACCCGUCUUCUUUAUCAGCAAACUAAAUUUAAUCUUCUCAGAGAAGAGAGUGAAGGGUAUGCGAAGUUGGUUACCCUUCUUUGUGGAAACACGGAAUCUCCAUCGUGCAGCGUAUCAGGAGCAACAAUUGGCAUAAUUAAGUCAUUAAUUGGACAUUUUGACCUGGAUCCAAAUCGUGUCUUUGACAUUGUAUUAGAAUGUUUUGAGCUUCAGCCAGACAAUAAAAUCUUUUUGGAGCUAAUUCCAAUAUUUCCCAAGUCUCAUGCUGCACAAAUUCUUGGUUUUAAGUUCCAAUAUUAUCAGCGUCUGGAAGUAAACUGUCCUGUACCAUUUGGAUUAUAUAAGCUUACAGCCUUGCUGGUGCAGAAAGGUUUUAUAGAUCUCGACUCCAUAUAUGCACAUUUACUUCCGAAGGAUGAUGAGGCAUUUGAGCAUUAUAAUGCAUUAUCUUCUAAGCGACUUGAUGAGGCUAGAAAGAUUGGGAAAAUAAAUCUUGCUGCUACGGGGAAAGAUCUAAUGGAUGAUGAGAAACAAGGACAAGGAGAUGUGACCAUAGAUCUUUUCACUGCUUUAGACAUGGAAACUGAGGCGGUGGCUGAACGGUCUGAAGAGCUUGCGAAUAAUCAAAUUUUGGGCUUGCUCACUGGCUUCCUUUCUGUGGAUGACUGGUACCAUGCAAAUUUGCUUUUUGAUUGUCUCUCACCUCUAAAUCCAGUGGAGCAUUUACAAAUCUGUAACAGCUUGUUUAGGCUCAUUGAAAAAUUAAUCUCUUCAAUAUAUAACACUAUUCAUCAAGCCCAUCUCCAAAAAUCUGGUUCUUCUGGAGCCAGUGUUGAUGCAAUGGAUACAGAAACUUCCUCAGCCAAUGGAUCUUUUAUAGAUCUCCCUAAAGAGCUUUUUCAGAUGCUUUCUUCUGCUGGACCUUAUCUUUACCGUGAUACUUUAUUGUUGCAGAAGGUGUGUCGAGUGUUGAGAGGGUACUACUUGUCGGCACUUGAGCUUGUAGGUGGCAGUCAGGCAGUUCUGAACUCUGAGUCAGUUAGUGGCAUAAAUCGAGAUCCUCGCCUGCAUCUAAAGGAAGCAAGGUCAAGGUUAGAGGAUGCCUUGGGAGCAUGUUUACUCCCUUCUUUACAAUUGUUGCCUGCAAACCCUGCAGUUGGACAGGAAAUCUGGGAAGUCAUGAGUCUUCUUCCGUAUGAGGUGCGAUAUCGCUUGUAUGGUGAAUGGGAAAAAGAAGAUGAGAGGAUGCCCAUGCUUCUUGCUGCAAGGCAAACAGCCAAGUUGGACACUAGAAGGAUUUUGAAACGGCUUGCCAAAGAAAACUUAAAGCAGCUUGGUCGGAUGGUUGCAAAAUUAGCUCAUGCUAAUCCAAUGACUGUACUUCGGACCAUUGUUCACCAGAUUGAGGCAUACAGAGAUAUGAUAACUCCUGUUGUAGAUGCAUUUAAGUAUCUUACCCAGCUUGAGUACGAUAUAUUGGAAUAUGUUGUGAUUGAACGUUUGGCACAAGGGGGACGUGAUAAGCUCAAAGAUGAUGGCCUUAAUCUGUCAGACUGGCUUCAAUCCUUGGCUUCAUUUUGGGGUCACCUGUGUAAGAAAUACCCAUCAAUGGAACUGAGGGGCCUUUUCCAAUAUCUUGUGAAUCAGUUGAAAAAGGGGAUAGGGAUUGAACUUGUUCUUCUGCAGGAGCUUAUUCAACAAAUGGCAAAUGUCCAGUACACGGAGCAACUAACUGAAGAACAGCUAGAUGCUAUGGCCGGGAGCGAGACUCUGCGGUAUCAGGCAACCUCUUUUGGCGUGUUGCGAAAUAACAAGGCAUUGGUCAAGUCUACAAACAGACUACGGGACUCAUUACUUCCAAAGGAUGAACCCAAGCCGGCAAUCCCACUGUUGUUACUUAUUGCUCAGCAUCGUUCUUUGGUUGUAAUAAAUGCAGAUGCACCUUACAUUAAGAUGGUUAGUGAGCAAUUUGAUCGUGUUCAUGGAACGCUUCUUCAGUAUGUGGAGUUCCUUUGCAGUUCUGUGACACCAGCAUCAGCUUAUGCUCAGUUGAUUCCCUCACUUGAUGAUCUUGUCCAUCAAUACCACCUUGAUCACGAGGUUGCUUUCUUAAUUUAUCGCCCUGUAAUGAGACUGUUCAAGAUCCCGGGGAGUUCUGAUCUCUUAUGGCCUUUAGACAGCAAUGAUUCAUCCAGUGUUGCAACUGCAAAUUCAGAUUCUGAAACUGCUGAGCACUCUGAUGAUGUGGUUUUGGACCUUGGCUCUCCUCGAGGGCCCAUAGCGUGGUCUGAUCUUCUGAAUACAGUUAAAACCAUGUUGCCAUCAAAAGCUUGGAAUAGCCUUUCCCCUGGCCUCUAUACUACUUUCUGGGGGCUCACUCUUUAUGAUCUUUAUGUUCCUAGAAAUCGGUAUGAAACAGAAAUCUCCAAGCAGCAUGCUGCUCUCAAAGCUCUGGAAGAGCUUUCUGAUAACUCAAGUUCAGCUAUUACGAAAAGGAAGAAAGACAAGGAAAGAAUUCAAGAAUCUCUUGAUCGCCUAACUAAUGAGCUCCGCAAGCACGAGGAAAAUGUUGCCUCUGUCCGUAAGAGACUAUCUCGGGAAAAGGACAAAUGGUUGACUUCCUGCCCUGAUACUUUAAAGAUCAACAUGGAGUUCCUUCAGCGUUGUAUUUUCCCCCGCUGUACUUUCAGUAUGCCAGAUGCUGUCUAUUGUGCUGUAUUUGUACACACUCUCCAUUCACUUGGAACACCAUUUUUCAACACAGUCAACCACAUUGAUAUUCUUAUAUGCAAGUUCUUGCAACCUAUGAUAUGCUGCUGCACUGAAUAUGAAGCCGGUAGACUUGGAAGGUUCUUGUACGAGACAUUGAAGCUUGCUUACUAUUGGAAGAGUGACGAAUCAAUUUAUGAGCGUGAAUGUGGAAACAUGCCAGGCUUUGCUGUAUAUUAUAGAUUACCAAAUAGCCCACGGGUUACGUAUGGCCAGUUCAUCAAGGUACACUGGAAAUGGAGUCAGAGAAUUACACGCUUGUUGAUUCAGUGCCUGGAAUCAACUGAGUAUAUGGAAAUUCGAAAUGCCCUCAUAAUGCUGACAAGAAUUUCAAGUGUUUUCCCAGUUACUAGAAAGAGUGGAAUCAACCUUGAAAAACGGGUCAGUAAGAUCAAAGGUGACGAGAGAGAAGAUCUCAAGGUGUUGGCGACAGGUGUUGCUGCCGCUUUAGCUGCUAGAAAGCCUUCAUGGGUCACAGAUGAAGAAUUCGGCAUGGGCCUCCUUGAAUUGAAGCCACCAUCUCUUGCUCCAAAAUCUUCAGUUGGUAAUGUAGUAGGCAUACAAAGUGGUUCUGCUAUUAAUGUUUCUCAAAAUGAUUUUGCUGGGGUUAAAACUAGUGUUUCAGAUUCUUCUUAUUCAGUCAAAGAUCAGAUGCUAAAAGCAAGACCUACUGAUGUGAGAACGGAAAGAGCAGAAAGUGUUUCUAAUUCAAAAUCUGAUUCAGGAAAUGUAAAGCUGAAAGGUGGGUCAUUACCAAAUGGGUCAGAUGUUCAGCCAUCCGUGCCUUCAGCUGCUUUAACAUCUGGAACAUCAAGAUCAACCGAAAAUCAGAAACAACUGGAUGAUUCCAUGAAUAGACCGUCAGAUGAAAAUAUCACAAAAGUGGCCCUGAAAAACACUUCGGAACCUGAGCUGAGAGCUCAAACAAAGCGAUCCGUGGCUGCUGGAUCACUUACUAAGCCACCAAAACAAGAUGUUGCAAAAGAUGAUAAUAGAACUGGAAAAUCUGUUGGCAGAUCUUCCGGUUCUUCAAUCAGUGACAGAGAUACAUCUCAUUCAUCUGAAGGAAGGCUGAGCGGGGCUGCGAAUGUUUCAUCUGUAGUAUCAGCAAAUGGAAACACAGUCUUGAAAAGCUCAGCUCCAUCCACGAGAACAUCAGAUAUGCAUGGGAGUGACUCAAAGCUAGAGAAUGCAGCCGCCAAGUCUUCUGACUCUAGGGUUUCUGCGCUAAAGGAAGAUGGGGUAGAAGUUCUGGAUGCCCCAAGGCACUCUUCUUCGCGAGCUGUGCAUUCUCCUAGACAGGAACACGCUUCUACUUCAAAAUUGAAUGAUAAGCCGCAAAAGAGAACCAGUCCUGCUGAUAGAAUAAGUAAAAGACGGAAAGGGGACACCGAAGUGAGAGAUUUUGAAGGUGAAUUUCGAUCCUCUGAGCGAGAGAGGUCUGUUGAUGCUCGGUUCGGUGAUCUUGACAAAACUGGUGCUGAUGAACAAAAUAUUCAUAGGGCUGCUGAUAAGCUAGUGGAUCGGUCGAAAGAUAAGGCCAGUGAAAGACAUGAUAAGGAUCAUAGGGAAAAAGAGCGAGCUGAUAAGUCCCGUGGAGAUGAAUUACCAGAGAAAACGAGAGACAGGUCGAUGGAAAGAUAUGGUAGGGAGCGUUCAGUUGAGAGGGGUCAAGAUAGGAGUAGUGAUAGGAAUUUUGAUAGAAUUCCUGAGAAAGGCAAGGACGAUAGAAGUAAAGUACGAUACAAUGAUACAGCUGUAGAAAAAUCUCAUGUUGAUGAUCGAUUAUACGCACAAAACUUGCCGCCACCACCGCCCUUACCUCCUCAUGUGAUUCCCCAAUCUGUUAAUUCUAGUAGAAGAGAUGAAGAUGUUGAUAGAAGGUUUGGAACUACAAGACACUCGCAAAGGCUUUCUCCAAGACAUGAAGAAAAGGAGCGGCGGCGAUCUGAGGAAUCCUUAGUUGCCCAAGAUGAGACAAAACGUAGAAGAGAGGAUGAUUUUCGAGAUAGAAAAAGGGAAGAUCGAGAAGGUUUGUCAAUAAAGGUGGAGGAGAGGGAAAGGGAAAGGGAGAGAGAGAGGGAAAGGGAAAGGGAAAAGGCAAACAUUUUGAAAGAGGAAAUGGAUGCAAGUGGAGCUUCUAAGAGGAGGAAACUUAAGAGGGACCAUUUGCCCUCAGUAGAAGCUGGUGAGUAUUCCCCAGUUGCCCCUCCACCUCCCCUUACUAUUAAUAUGUCACAGUCGUAUGAUGGAAGAGAUAGGGGAGACCGCAAGGGGGCCAUGAUCCAGCGCACUGGUUAUGUGGAGGAACCAAGUCUGCGGGUUCAUGGUAAAGAAAUCGCCAGCAAGAUGACUCGGCGUGACAUUGACCCGAUGCAUGACCGUGAGUGGGAUGAUGAGAAGAGGCAAAGAGCUGAGCUGAAGCGGAGGCAUCGGAAGUAAUGAAAUCGAAAAACUUGAUCAUCACUUUGAUUUUAUUCGGCGUAAGCAAUGAUUUAUACAUCUUUGUACUUGAUGUAGUUCCCGUCCUCAUGUUGUAACAGAUUUUCUAUUGUAAGAAAUUUUGGGUUCCUCCUCAAAGUUCAUUUAUUGGGUAGUUAGUGGCUAGAACCCCAAUGUACAGUAUUGUAAGUUUUGCACUAGUUAUUACUAUUUAUUUACUCUAAUUUGUUCACUAUUUUAUAUGGCCGGCCUUGUACAGGAAAUGUCGAGUUAACUAUUCUUUUGAAGGUUUGAAAUAGUUCAAACCACUUUUC